Cuscuta campestris is the source of this 1024-nucleotide messenger RNA. Lineage: Eukaryota; Viridiplantae; Streptophyta; Magnoliopsida; Solanales; Convolvulaceae. The record is from the annotation of a GenBank genome assembly.
CUAGAAAAGGCACUUUAUGCAUGUGGAAAUGAUCUUGAUUCGACUAUUAAGAGCAUUAAUAACUUUUUUUUGAGAUUUGGUGAGAAUGCCACCACACAUACAAGAAAGGCUCAGAGGCCAACAGACAUGUUUUGAAUCAAGAAUUUUUUUGAAGCCUUUGGUGAAUCUAAGGAUGAUUGCUUGGAACGGAAUGUGGAUGUUAUCAUUGAUUCUACUCUCAAUAAAAGAGUGAAAGACAUAAAAGAUUAUCAUGAAGCAUCAAGACAAAAGGACAAUAAAACCCAAAAUAAGAAUCCACUUUCUCCCUUUCUCCGAACCCACUCCCUCGUCCCCACCCGUUCAAAUCAAAGCAAGAUCCAGCUGUCCCCAGAGGGUGGAAUGAAGGGGCGGCGGUGAUGGAGAAGGCAGAGGAAGAGUUAGAGAGGAGAAGCAAGUUCUUGAACAGCUUGAUACUGAGGAAGAGGGGCGGCGCGGAGGGGGAGCAGAACGACGGCAUCCGGCCUCAGCCCCAACAACAGAAGGUCAUCCUCCGCGUGAGGGCCUCCGACAUGCCCUUAGCCCUCCAGAACAGGGCCUUUAAGUGCGCCACCAACUGCCUCGACUCCAUGCCCUCUCCCAAGCUUGACAGCAAACGCCUCGCACUUGCUCUCAAGAAGGAAUUUGACUCUGCAUAUGGUCCGGCAUGGCAUUGCAUCGUAGGAACAAGUUUCGGCUCGUACGUUACGCAUUCCCUGGGAGGAUUUUUGUACUUCUCGAUCGACAAGGUUUAUAUCCUUCUGUUUAAAACUGCUGUAAAGCCUUUGAAUCAAUGACUGUCUCCUCUAGAUUCCUUGUAAUUUUGGAAUUUUUGCUGUGGAACUCCUUGUUUGUGAGUCAACUGUCAUUUGGAAAAGUUGAAUGAACAGAAAUGCCAAAUGUGGGAACUAAUGAUUAACACUAGUCUGUUGAAUUGUUAGUUUUAGUUUAUACACGCACCUGAGAGAAAAAAAAUCAGAUCUGGAGUAUAUAAACAGAGUGUUUUUAU